GAGUGGAAGGGGAGCGCGCGCCUCGACGUGAGGCAGAAACGGGCGAUAUAAAAAAAGCGUUUUAAAAAAAAAUAAUAACAUUUCGGGGGAACUUCAUUAUAUCACGCCCAAACAUAUCCAAGUCGGACCGCGGCGCUGAAAGAAGGAAAAGGAGAACUGAUACGGAGGAGAAAGUUUUUGGCAGUUCUUCGUUUUGGGGGAUUUCACCGGGUUCUGCUAGUUGGCUUAGCUGGUAGCUUGCUGGUUGGCUAGUGGGAGAUUGUUGUUGGCUAGCCGACCUGUUGUGCGUCGCUAGUUAGCUUAGCUAGCUGUCGUUUAUGGGUGGAUUUCACGCCGUGCUUGUUGAUUUACUGGACUGAAGUGAAACUGGCCUGCUUCUGAGGACAAGCGAGCAUAAUCAGCCACCCUGUUCCCACCCCUCCCCACUUAUCUCUCUCUGGCUGGCUACUGCAGCUAGCUACAGCACUUAGCCUGGUAGCUAACAGCGGCUAAGCCUGGUGGCCUCUUGGGCAAGGCAGUCUUGCAACACAGCUACCUCUGGUGAGCGUCUUGGAACUUUCGAAAACGUCAAACUACCUACCGAUCAGCUGUAAGUCUUUCAGAACAGCUUCCCGUUCACACGCUAGCAAAGAGACCGAACGUAAAGAGAGCAAACGACGACGGAGCGAGAAAAACAAGCGGCAGAGGAUCUGACAAAUAGAUAUAAAGUCACAGACGUGACCAGCUGCCUGGAGUUAGCCAGCGAACAGUCUCUUGCUAACGUUAGUUCUCUUGACACCAGCGAAAAGCUCAGCAGCUUGUCGAAGGUGUCACAGGGCACCUGCAAAGAUUAUAACAUAGGCGUGAAACUGUUUUAUACUCUUACACACCAGUUUACGCCUGUAUAGUGGGCACUUAAUAGUAAAACAUUCUUUCUUAAUGUGCUCAGCUAGGUAAUCCAUUGGCCUUAUAAAAGCUAACCUAUUUAGCUAUAUAGCUAAUCCACACUCCGUAAGCUUAAACCACCCGUAGGAAGGUGAAACCAUUGAGGUAUUUCGUCUGCUUGAUUUGUUUGUCAAGUUUACGCGCUAGGCAUUGUCUAAUAACUUUUUGUUGCUUAAGCUAUAUGAUUGUCACACUGACUUGGACAUAUCGAAACUCGAGCCGAACAAUUGACAACACGUUCAUUAAAACUAGGCAAACGUUUCUCCAUUAGUGGGUUGGGUUUUUCAUUGAAUUUGGUGAAAGUUGUGCUUCUUUGUAUUUCUUGGCACUCCUGGUAAUUCCUCCCAGGGGAUUGGGACGUAUGUUUUCAGCCGUUCCAGUCCGUGUUAGAUUGCCACCUAGCUAAUUAAUUGCAACCACUAAGUACAGCGGUGGCUUGCUCCAUUGGCAGCAAGCGUUUUCAGUACUGCAAACCGGCCACUACAUGGACUGAUAAGGAGAAGUUUAUUUAUAUUUUUGUACGUUUCAAUCCAGAAAUUAAAAAUAUAUCUAUAUAUAGAUAUAUAUAUAUAUACAUAUAGUUAGAGAUCAGGACAUCACCGCCGUACAGCCAUGAGUAUUGAGAUACCGGUUGGUCUGACCGAGUUGCUGCAAGGCUACACCGUGGAGGUGCUACGCCAAAGGCCCCCGGACCUGGUGGAGUUUGCCGUGCAGUAUUUCACUCGUCUGAGGGAUACGAGGAGCCAAGAUGGGUCUGGGGCCACUGCCAAAUCCGGCGGCAAGGGGGUGAUGUUUGAUGGCGAGCCGAUGCAAACGGAAUCUAACGGAGACGAAGACGACGACGAGGACGACUCGGACUUCGAGCCCCCUCCCCCCAGCAGAUUUAACCGGAGAGUGUCGGUGUGUGCAGAGCCUUUAAAUCCUGAUGAUGAUGAGGAAGACUCUGAGCCAAGAGUCGUUCAUCCAAAAACAGACGAACAGAGAUGCAGGUUACAGGAGGCCUGCAAAGACAUACUACUGUUUAAAGCUCUUGACCAGGAGCAGUUUUCACAAGUGCUGGACGCCAUGUUUGAAGUGAUUGUGCAACCCCAAGAACACGUAAUCAAUCAGGGAGAUGACGGGGAUAAUUUCUACGUCAUUGAGAGGGGAGUAUAUGAUAUUGUGGUGCAGAAGGAUGGCGUAGGCUGCUGCGUUGGUCAAUAUGAUAAUAAGGGCAGCUUUGGAGAACUGGCGCUCAUGUACAACACACCCCGUGCUGCUACCAUCAUUGCAAAGCAGGAAGGAGCCCUUUGGGGACUGGACCGAGCAACAUUCCGUAGGCUCAUAGUGAAGAACAACGCAAAGAAGAGGAGGAUGUACGAGAGCUUCAUUGAGUCUGUUCCACUGCUUAAAUCUCUGGAGCUAUCUGAAAGGAUGAAGAUUGUUGAUGUUUUGGGAGUUAAGACUUUCCAGGAUGGAGAGAGAAUCAUCAUGCAGGGUGAUCAGGCAGACUGCUUUUACGUCGUGGAGUCUGGGGAGGUGAAGAUCAUGAUGAAGAGUAAAACGAAAGCAGACAGGCAGGAUAAUGCAGAGGUAGAAAUCACUCGCUGCACCAGGGGACAGUACUUUGGAGAACUUGCUCUUGUCACCAAUAAACCACGAGCUGCCUCAGCUUACGCCAUCGGGGAUGUCAAGUGCUUGGUGAUUGAUGUGCAGGCGUUUGAGCGGUUGCUGGGCCCGUGUAAAGAGAUCAUGAAGAGGAACAUCGUUCACUAUGAGGAGCAGCUAGUGGCUCUGUUUGGCUCCAGCAUGGAUCUGAGAGACUGAUAGAGACUGGUCGUGCCUUACACACAAUACGAACACACAUGAACACACAGAAACACAUAAUCAAACACACACUUUAUAUACACACACAUAAUUUUGUAGGCACACACUCCUUUUUAUGCUCAACUUAUUCCAGAAGAGAGAAUUUUCUUUUUUCUCUCUGUUUUUGCUCCAUCUCUUUCCGUCUGACCUCCCCAUCCCCUCCCCCUAUACACACACACACACACACACCCACACCCAGAUAUGCACACCCGCAGUCAAAACAUCAGCUUUUCAGUAUGAAAUUGAAGCAUUACCCUUUCUACGGCUCUGACCCUGAACCAGUCUGACAAGGACAGACAGAUACACAUACACACGCUUACUCACACACAACAUACACACAAAACAACAAAUAAACCCAGCCAAGGACCCAUCCCUUCCCAUGGACACGCGCUCAAAAAAAAUGAAAAGAGGAUUUCGGUGGACUAAAAAAAGAAAAAUGUUGGGGAAAAACAAAAAGCCUAAAGUAAAAUCUAAAAUGAAAAUGCAAAAAAAAGAAGAAAAAGUUUUAGAAGCAUUUUAUGACAGUGCAGAGCUUUGAUUAACACUUAUUUAAUAAAAUAAGACUUGUUUCCUUUCCUGCUGUUGGUGCAUUGAGUUAGUGCUGGUGGUAUCCACGGUGACCGACGUUAGGUCCUCGUCUUGCUCACAAACUCCACGUUGUAUUGAUUAAUGUAUUAUUAUUACUAUUAUUACUAUAUAUGGAUUAUUUUUGUUUUACUUUGACUCCGUUGGCAGUCUUUAUUGGAGGAUGUGAGAAAGAAUCUAGUGCUUAUUUCUUCUCUUGGUCAUUCUGGAUGAGUUGUCCCGAAGAUUAAAUAAAGCAAACAUUUUGGUAACA
This is a messenger RNA of Pygocentrus nattereri (red-bellied piranha), 3607 nucleotides long. RefSeq names its product protein kinase, cAMP-dependent, regulatory, type II, alpha A (gene prkar2aa). Gene Ontology annotation, cellular component: cAMP-dependent protein kinase complex. The coding region runs from base 1537 to 2730 and encodes 397 amino acids. The record is from RefSeq and is a predicted model, not a curated record. Gene Ontology annotation, molecular function: cAMP-dependent protein kinase regulator activity. Gene Ontology annotation, biological process: regulation of protein phosphorylation. NCBI's taxonomy places the organism in Eukaryota, Metazoa, Chordata, Actinopteri, Characiformes, Serrasalmidae. The transcript has 10 exons.